This is a messenger RNA of Drosophila rhopaloa, 837 nucleotides long. RefSeq lists its product as uncharacterized. Lineage: Eukaryota; Metazoa; Arthropoda; Insecta; Diptera; Drosophilidae. The coding region runs from base 77 to 409 and encodes 110 amino acids. The transcript has 2 exons. The record is from RefSeq and is a predicted model, not a curated record.
UCCGUCCGUCCAGUACAUUUAAAAAUUAUUAAGUUUGAUAUCUGAGUUUUAAGGAGAAAUCAAAUUGCUACCUCCAAUGAUCCAUCCCUACGGGCCGAACGGCCCCUACUUCAGGCAUCCCUGUCAAGGGGAUCGUAGUCCCAGUCUUACCGGCGAUAUGGGCGUCAAUGGAGAAAUUAGUCUUGGCAGCUCUAAAAUCGCGGAAAUGGGCUUCAGCUUCAAGAGUUGUCGCCUGAACACAUGCGAAGCACAGAAGCGGGCGGUUCAAGCGGCAUUGGACGCAAACGUGCCACCGGCCAGGUUUUAUAUACGAUCCACAUCGCGGGGACUGCGUCGGGCCGUCGACAUUUUUAUGCCCCGUUUCUAUCCCGAUGAAAAUUGUGUCCCCUUGGAGGGGGAGCAGCGGUAAAGGCACUUUUCAGAGUCCUCGCACAGGGGUUAAUCGACAUCAUAGGCAUCCAGGAUUCUUGCACUUCCGGGAAAUCUCUGCCAUCCGCCCAUCUAUUGGGCUCUUCAUGGCAUGUAGCAUUUUUUUUUGUAAUAACGACCACUUGCUGAGGUACCUUGUGCAGCUGAGAAUUGGAAGCCAUUGAAAAAUAAGAAAAGCCACCUCUUUAGACAUCUGCUUCCAAUUACACUAGUUCGGGGAUGGGGCCAACAUGGAGGGGAAUUUUGGUCACAAAUCAACACGAGAACUUAUUUACUUCAUCUGGAAAUCAUGGGCAUCUCACAGAUGUCAACAGAGAGGACAACGCCUUUUAGCAACGAAAUUUUUUAAAUAUUAUGUGAAAGUAGCUUGAAAAAGAAAAUAAAAACUUUUGUAUUUUUAAACGUUAA